AUGCCCGUCAAAGACUACGGAAUCUGGAAGGGAUUUCCAGCUCACUACGAGCUGGAAGAUCGUUUUGAGGACCCCAAAUCCCCCCAUCUCUCGCUGUACUACCAUGACAAUAAUGCAAAAAUGCCACAAUUCGACCGUGACUACCGACACAAACACAAGGGCAAUCCACCAAACAAGCAGAAGCCAAGGGAGAUUCCUGGAUUAUUCCGCGCAGCUAUCAACAUCAAGUCCACUGGCAAGGAGUCCCGGCUUGCCUAUUGGGUAAAUCACAAGCUUGUCGAGCAUCCCAUCACCGAGAAGCUAUCUAAUUUAGACUUCGGCUUCCACCCAAUUGAAGAACUCACCGAUUUCGAUGGUAAAGGCCUGGACUUCAUCCGGGGGAACCUCUUCACUACACAGAGCGGCCGUGUUCUUCCCCAUGACAUCCCUGGCACAAAUAACGAUAUAAUUGAUGUCCUGGAGCCUGAGGUAAAGAAGGCAAUUCACCACAAAGCUACAAUAUAUCUAUUCGGCUCUAUGUUCAACACCAGAAACGGAAUCCACAAUGUUCACAUGAACCAGGGCAAUAUUCCGCACUUUGUCAAGGAUGAUGGCGUGUUUCAAGAUGGCGGCCUUAUCAUUGAGUACGACGAUCACUGGACUGGCGUUUUCCUUGCAUUCGCAUCACAAGCCGCUCACACUGAUGACCACAAUGGACAUGCUUUUGCAAAGCACGUCGUUACCUGGGCGGACGUUCUACCCAAGGAGAUCAUUGAGAACUCGGUGGCUAUCAAAGAAGCACUCGUCAAUCCACGAGGCAGAGAUGACCGGUCUGCCAAAGAAAAGGAGUUCGUCACGCUUGAGAAUCUUACAAAUCACAGAGUGGCCCUGGCAUCAUGGAGGUUUCAUAAUGCUGCUGGUCAAGUUCAAGCGCUCCCUCACAAUGCAGCUUUGGACUCUCGGGCUAUGAAGAGGUUUGAGAUGUCAAACUGCCCUCUUUCUAAUAAUGGUGAUACUAUCACCCUACUCAAUGAGGAGGGACUGAGGGUCGACGGGGUAAGCUAUGGGGCUCGGCAGGGAGCGACAGAAGGUCGUCCGAUAGUUUUUGCACAUUGA
Molecule: messenger RNA, 1095 nt
Organism: Aspergillus piperis CBS 112811
Lineage: Eukaryota; Fungi; Ascomycota; Eurotiomycetes; Eurotiales; Aspergillaceae
Product: O-methyltransferase
Exons: 1
Coding region: 1-1095 (364 amino acids)
Source: RefSeq, a predicted model, not a curated record